This is a messenger RNA of Malurus melanocephalus (red-backed fairy wren), 1022 nucleotides long. RefSeq names its product BCAS2 pre-mRNA processing factor (gene BCAS2). Gene Ontology annotation, cellular component: precatalytic spliceosome; catalytic step 2 spliceosome; Prp19 complex. The record is from RefSeq and is a predicted model, not a curated record. The transcript is spliced from 7 exons. Bases 38 to 718 code for a protein of 226 amino acids. Lineage: Eukaryota; Metazoa; Chordata; Aves; Passeriformes; Maluridae. Gene Ontology annotation, biological process: mRNA processing.
GCCUUGCGCACGCGCAGAGCGCGCGGCCGCGGCCAAGAUGUCSGGCCCGGGGCUGGUGGCCGGGGACGUGGUGGUGGAUGCGCUGCCCUACUUCGACCAGGGCUACGAGGCGCCGGGCGUSCGGGAAGCGGCCGCGGCGCUGGUGGAGGAGGAGACGCGGCGGUACCGGCCGACCAAGAACUACCUCAGCUACCUGCCCGCGCACGACUACAGCGCCUUCGAGACCGAGAUCAUGCGGAACGAGUUCGAGCGCCUGGCAGCCCGGCAGCCCCUGGAGCUGCUCAGUAUGAAGAGGUACGAGCUGCCAGCCCCAUCCUCCGGGCAGAAGAACGACAUCACGGCGUGGCAAGAGUGCGUGAACAACUCCAUGGCRCAGCUGGAGCACCAGGCCGUGCGCAUCGAGAAUCUGGAGCUCAUGUCCCAGCACGGCUGCAACGCCUGGAAGGUGUACAAUGAACACCUGGUUCAUAUGAUAGAGCAAGCCCAGAAAGAGCUUCAGAAAUUGAGGAAAAAUAUUCAAGACCUGAACUGGCAGCGGAAAAACAUGCAGCUCACAGCUGGGGCUAAGCUACGAGAAAUGGAAUCCACGUGGGUCUCUCUUGUCAGUAAAAAUUAUGAGAUUGAACGAACUAUUGUGCAACUGGAGAAUGAAAUUUCACAAAUCAAGCAGCAGCAUGGRGAAGCAAACAAGGAGAAUAUCCAGCAAGACUUCCAGUGACUUAAUCCUGACUGUCUUAGUGCAGCUUGUGUUAAAAACCACAAACCAGAGACUCUGGAGAUGCAGUGUGUCUGUAGACACCUCUAAUUGCAAUUGUGUGAGGUGAUAAAAGGGUGUUUCCAUUGUUUCUUUUCCUUGUUUUAAAUGCUAGGAGGAGGUAGGGUGGACUCAAAACAUCCUGUUUAAAUGUAUUAUAGGCWCAAUUAAAUAUACUGUGAAUUGUUUUGCCUAAAGUGGGAGCUCUUAGAAGAAGAUUCAUGUUUUUGUGUUUCCCCCUGCGCCUUUAAUAAAUCUCGUUUUGCUA